Messenger RNA from Teleopsis dalmanni, 4215 nucleotides. It is a transcript of the gene rk, whose product is annotated as thyrotropin receptor. Gene Ontology annotation, molecular function: G protein-coupled receptor activity; protein-hormone receptor activity; protein binding. Bases 137 to 4045 code for a protein of 1302 amino acids. The record is from RefSeq and is a predicted model, not a curated record. Gene Ontology annotation, biological process: G protein-coupled receptor signaling pathway. NCBI's taxonomy places the organism in Eukaryota, Metazoa, Arthropoda, Insecta, Diptera, Diopsidae. The transcript has 14 exons. Gene Ontology annotation, cellular component: membrane.
UAUUACCAAUAGUAGAUUAAGUGCAAAUAGUAGUAAAUUUAAAAUAAAUAGUGAAAAAUUGGAGAGCUUUUUAAAUAAAUCGUCAACACAAGCCGCAGUUAAGUCGGCAACAUACAACGUUUCGCCUGCAAUUGCAAUGACAACAGCAACGAUAACCACAGCAUCGACAACGAAACCCACAAGCACAACACAAAAAAUGAUACGCAGUCGUUUAAGCACUGACGGGUUACAUAGAAUACGUGAAAAUGUAAUGCUACCAUCGGCGGAUCCGGAACGAGAAGCACAAAUCUUAUAUGAGAAAUCAUUGUUGGAAUAUCACGGUAGCGCUGUCACCUCGACGCCUACGACGCCAAACUAUGGUGCUGCCAAUAAAAGAAAUGAUGACAAAAGUAGUUCACCAACGCGCACUUUGCAUAGCGUCUGUGAGAUGUGGCUGCACAAACAUUGUCACUGUACGGGCACAGUGCAACGCCUGUCCAUAAGUUGUCGCAGCAUUGGCAUUCUGGCUGUGCCCGUAGAGCUGCCAAAUGAUGUUGUUGUCCUAGAUCUGGGCAACAACAACAUUACAAAUCUUGAUGCUAAUUCAUUUUUUAUGGUACCAAGUCUUGAGGAAUUAACCCUAUCAGACAAUAGCAUUGCAACAAUUGAUCAGAAUGCAUUCUAUGGACUGGGCAAAUUGAAACGUUUAAGCUUACAAAAUUGUGGCCUUAAGUCCCUGCCAGCUAAUUCCUUUCAGGGAUUGACUAAUCUGAUUUCACUGCAAUUAAAUGGCAACGCCUUAGCGAGCAUGGAUAGCGAGAGCCUGCACCAUCUGCCAAAAUUGCGCACACUACGUCUUGAAGGCAAUUUAUUCUAUCGGAUACCGACAAACGCUUUGGCUGGAUUAAAGACUCUAGAAGCACUCAAUCUUGGCAGCAAUUUACUGACAAUAAUCAAUGAUGAGGAUUUUCCACGUAUGCCAAAUUUAAUUGUGCUUUUAUUGAAGCGAAAUCAAAUCAUGAAAAUCUCUUCGGGUGCCUUUACAAAUUUAACGGCUUUAAAAGUUUUAGAAUUGGAUGACAAUUUAAUCAGCAGAUUACCCGAAGGGCUGAACAAGUUAACACAUCUACAAGAAUUUUCGGCCACCAGCAAUCGCCUGCGUUGGGUUAAUGACACCGAUUUGCCUAGAAAUCUACAAACAAUUGAUUUUCGAGCUAAUCCAUUAUCACUAAUCGUACCAGGGGCUUUUCGCAUCAUGCCGAAAUUGCGCAAAUUAAUUUUAUCCGAUGUCCGUUCUUUAAAAACUUUUCCCGACUUGGAAGGUUGCUACUCAUUAGAAAUAUUAAAGUUAGAUCGUGCGGGUAUAACUGAUGUGCCGGUUAAUUUGUGUCGGCAAACACCAAGACUGAAAAGUUUAGAGCUAAAGACGAAUUCCCUUGUGCGCAUUCCAAGUUUAGCUAACUGCAGAGAUUUAAGACUGUUAGAUUUGUCCAGCAAUCAUAUAGAGUCCCUACAUGGACGACCAUUUAUCGGUUUGAAGCAACUGCAUGAUUUGUUGCUGUCAUACAAUCGAAUAAAGUCAAUACCUCAAGAUGCUUUUCUUGGAAUACCAAGACUACAGCUUCUUGAUCUUGAGGGCAAUGAGAUUACACAUAUACAUAAGGAUGCCUUUGUGCCAUUUGCCGAACUCGAAGACUUAAAUUUAGGCAACAAUAUGUUUCCUGAAUUACCACCGAAUGGCUUGCAUAGACUGUUGCAUUUAAAGACUUUCAAUAAUCCCAAAUUACGAGAUUUCCCAACUCCUGACACUUUUCCGCGCAUACAAACACUAAUUCUAUCAUAUGCCUAUCACUGCUGUCCAUUUUUACCAUUAGUUGCGAUGUCAGCAACGAAAAGACCACCGCUCGUCCAAGAAGCUGUUCUAUUUCCGUCAGAUACGGAAUUCGAUAUGAGUUUGUGGAAUAACAGUAUGUUGGAUAUCUGGCCACAAUUGCAUAAUCUCAGCAAAAAAUUUGGUACUCAAAUGCACGAUAUUUGGGAUAAUUUUGGGCAAGAUUUCAACUACCCAGGCAAUCUGCCUACUUACGUGGAGGAAUAUUUUGAAGAAGAAACUACUGGUUCAUCUAUUGCAGCUACUGGUGCUGGACCUACCUAUGCAGGCAUAGGUACAGGUCUUUUUGGCACUAUAGGUGGAGAUGUCACACCUGGUUCCAUACAAUGUCUUCCUAUGCCAGGCCCAUUUUUACCUUGCGCUGACUUAUUCGAUUGGUGGACACUACGCUGUGGUGUUUGGGUAGUAUUUCUUCUGGCAUUACUCGGAAAUGGCACUGUAGUAUUUGUACUUAUUUUUUCGCGUUCUAAAAUGGAUGUGCCACGUUUUCUAGUCUGUAAUCUAGCAGCCGCUGAUUUCUUUAUGGGAAUAUACUUAGGCAUUUUGGCAAUCGUUGAUGCCUCUACCUUGGGUGAAUUUCGCAUGUUUGCCAUACCGUGGCAGAUGUCUGUUGUGUGUCAAGUUGCUGGUUUUCUUGCAGUGCUUUCAUCAGAACUUUCUGUUUACACGUUGGCAGUCAUAACUUUGGAACGAAACUAUGCUAUUACUCAUGCCAUACACUUGAACAAGCGUCUUUCAUUAAAGCAAGCAGGUUACAUUAUGUUUAUUGGCUGGUUAUUUGCUUUAGUAAUGGCCACAUUACCACUGAUGGGUGUUUCGGACUACCGAAAAUUUGCCGUCUGCUUACCUUUCGAAACCACCACCGGCGUUGCAAGUUUAACUUACGUCGUUGCGCUAAUGUUUAUCAAUGGAUGUGCCUUUCUUACACUAAUGGGUUGCUAUCUCAAAAUGUAUUGGGCUAUACGUGGUUCACAGGCUUGGAACACAAAUGACUCACGCAUAGCUAAACGUAUGGCCCUAUUGGUAUUUACGGACUUUUUAUGUUGGUCGCCAAUAGCCUUUUUCUCCAUCACAGCCAUUUUUGGUUUGCAAUUAAUUUCAUUGGAGCAAGCAAAAAUUUUUACAGUAUUUAUUUUACCUCUCAACUCGUGCUGUAAUCCUUUUCUUUAUGCCAUCAUGACGAAGCAAUUCAAGAAGGAUUGCGUUAAUCUGUGUAAACAUUUCGAAGAAACACGUGUAACACGUGGUGUAGUUGGCAAACGUGGAGAAAGACCUAUUAAAGAACUGCCACCUUUGCUACCAGCUGCACAUCCUCCAGGCUGUCGCUGUCUUCGCAUGAUGCCAAGCGAAAUGCCGAAUUGGCACAAAAUGCAAGAACAACCAGAAAAUUUAUGGACACGUGCUUGGAAACGAUUGGCAAUAUGUUGCCAAUGUUGCUGUCGUGAAACUCAACAUAAACAGCAUAAAACUGAGAGACGUACCCGGGCACGAAAUGCAAACACUGAUCCGUAUCAAUAUCAAUUCUCGGAGAUUAAGCAGAAAAAACAAACACGUGCUAGUUCUAUAUCAAGUGAAAAUUUUUGCUCUUCACGUUCUUCAAGUUGGCGUAAUGGUCCACCUUCAACUGGUGCUCAUCAUACUUGUAAUAUACCAAUGAAAAUGAUGGAUCCGAAUCGUAGACGACAUUCGGCUUGGUUAAUCACACGUAAAACAUCACAAGAUUCUAAUUUAUCUAGUUCACGUAAUGAUUCAUCUGCAUCAGCGACUACAGCUAGUACUUCAACGUUCCGUCUGUCACGUUCGAGUGCGGGAAGUACAACUCCACUACCAUCUAUAAUCGCACACAGUAGCAAGUCACAACAACAUCAGCUAUCAACUUUACCAAAGCCAAGGCUUGUACGCCAAGAAGCUGUGCAGGAAGAAGAAGACUCUUCUCCUCCACGUUUAGGUGUACGUUUUCUACCUACUAUUCCAUCAGCAGCUGAUAGUUCAGUUGUAAUGGAAGAUGGAGACUCUGCUGUUAAUGUGACCGGCAUUAUAGCAAUGCCAAUUCCUAAUACAAGCAGUGGCUACUAUGCUGUAGUCCAGACACAAGCCUCUCAAACUGCAGGUGCUACAACUGUACUGACAUCUUCAACGAGUCCACAAUAUACCCCAACAGAUCAUCCACCAUGACAAUUUCGUCGCUUCGAACUAAGCGGACUGCAGAAAGCAAGUGAUAAAAUACUUAAACGUGGUAAUACGGAAGCAUUACUUUAGUUUCGAUUUUUGAGUAUUAGUCAUUAGUCAAUUUUUUUAUAAGUAGAAUUAAAGAGAAUUUAAGUAUUCGAAUGCAAAGCAUUUAA